Messenger RNA from Lichtheimia ornata, 975 nucleotides. RefSeq lists its product as uncharacterized. The transcript is spliced from 6 exons. The record is from RefSeq and is a predicted model, not a curated record. Gene Ontology annotation, cellular component: cytosol; mitotic spindle pole body; ubiquitin ligase complex. Gene Ontology annotation, molecular function: protein binding; ubiquitin protein ligase activity. Lineage: Eukaryota; Fungi; Mucoromycota; Mucoromycetes; Mucorales; Lichtheimiaceae. Gene Ontology annotation, biological process: mitotic spindle assembly checkpoint signaling; protein ubiquitination; ubiquitin-dependent protein catabolic process. The coding region runs from base 1 to 975 and encodes 324 amino acids.
AUGCUCUCUGCAGCACUCUCGGCUUCCACACCGCCGUCAAACGAUACCCGCCGUCCACCUUCAGUCAAUAAUAGCGAUGAUUCUGGAGAACAGCAGCAACAACCAAGGACAGCUCACAUCCGCAUUGUACCACACUUGGAUUCAUCUCGGUCGCUAGUCUUCAGCAUCAUUGAGCGUGAUCUAACAGAGGAUACAGUGCUCAAGAUUGGCCGUUUCACCGAUCGGUUUUUGACUUCCAAUCGUAUUACCUUUAGAAGUAAAGUGGUUAGUCGAGGACACGCAGAGAUAUGGAGCUCAGGUGGCAAGGUCUAUAUCCGUGAUACAAAAUCAUCCUCGGGGACGUUCCUGAAUCAUGUACGAUUAAGUGCACCAAACCAAGAAUCAAAAUCGUUUGAAUUACAAGAUGGCGAUAUCAUUCAAUUGGGUGUUGACUAUCAAGGAGGAACAGAAGAAAUCUAUCGUGCCGUCAAGAUGCGUAUCGAGGUGAAUCGAACUUAUCAGCAAACCAAUACUUUUAGUCUCAGCACAUUUCAAUCCCUACGAAACCUAACCACACCACCCAACAAUAUCAGUGUGCUCGAUGCUGCCAUGGGAUCCAAUACAGCUCCUACCUCAACAUCCACAUCACAAGCAGCAGCAGCGGCAGCAGCAGCGGCAGCAGCAAAUCGUUCUUCAACAGGUGAAGAUCCACGAGUAGAGGAGUGUUGUAUUUGCCUUUAUGCAUUGGCCCCAUUGCAAGCACUCUUCGUGGCUCCUUGUUCCCAUACUUUUCAUUUCAAAUGUUGCCGACCAUUGCUGCAGCAUUAUCCAGGAUUCCAGUGCCCAUUAUGCAGGAGUUACUCUGAUUUGGAUGCUAGCGUGGCUAUUGAAACGGAUGAGGUGUUGCAAAUGCUGAAAACCAAAGAGGAACCCAUCAAAGAAGAAGACGCCCAGGAUCAAGAGCCGACAUCAUCAUCGUCACCCCCACCAUCAUGA